AUGGGUGCGGUGUGUUGUCGACCUCAGCCCAUAGAUUUCGACGGGGAUGUUAACCUCUUCCAUUUUGUUCUUCUACGAUGUGUGGGCAAGGGGGCUUUCGGCAAGGUCCGUGUAGUGCAGCACAAGCAGACACGAAACUUGUACGCCUUGAAGUAUAUCAACAAGGCGAAAUGUGUCAAGAUGAAGGCUGUAGCGAACAUUAUCCAAGAGCGGCGAUUGCUCGAAGAGAUUGACCACGCAUUCGUCGUCAACAUGCGAUAUGCCUUCCAAGACGACGAGAAUUGCUUCUUCGUGUUGGAUCUCAUGUUGGGUGGGGAUUUAAGAUUCCACUUGGACAGACUAGGGUCCUUGCCAGAAGAAACAGUACGAUUCUACAUGGCUGAACUGUCGUCGGCACUUGCCUAUCUCCAUGACCACCGGAUUAUUCAUCGUGAUCUCAAGCCGGACAAUAUUCUUCUGGAUGAACAAGGCCAUGCUCACUUGACGGACUUCAACAUCGCCGUGCAUUACACCGAACACAAGCAGCUUACUGGGGUGGCAGGUUCCAUGGCGUACAUGGCUCCCGAGAUACUCGCCAAGCGCGGGUACACAUUUAACAUCGACUGGUGGUCGCUCGGCGUAUGCGCGUACGAACUCAUUUUCGGACGGAGACCAUUCAGGGGCAAGACAAACAGCGACCUCACCUACAGCAUCGCAAAGGAUCCACUACGGUUCCCUGAGGACGCGGAAAGCAGGUGCACCAGGGCAGGCAUACAGGCCCUCAGAGGGUUCUUGGAGCGGGAUCCCGCAAAACGUAUGGGAUGGUCCCCUAACGAGGGCAUGGGGGCGCUCCGGAGGCAUGCAUGGUUCGAGUCAAUUGACUGGGAAACGCUGGAGGAUAAGAAGCAGACGUCACCUUUUAUUCCUGACUCGAAGAAGGCGAACUUCGAUGCAUCGCAUGAACUGGAAGAGCUGCUCUUAGAGGACAACCCUCUGAAAGCACGGCAGCGAAAGGUACAGGAUAUCACUAGCUUGAGUGCGGAAAUGCGGCAGAUGGAAGAACAGUUCACACCGUAUGACUUCAAGAAGAUGCAGCGGCGCUCUUACUAUCCCCAGAAUCAGCAGCUUGUGUCUACAGCAACAAGCUCCUCCGGUCCUGCAUCGUCGCGUCCAGUUACCCCGAUGACGAUCGCAAACGACGGUACCCAAGAGGACUAUGCUUUGAAACACAGGGGCCGCUCAUACGAUGGCUACGAUGUCGACGUGCCAGCGACACCAGUCACGCCUGUCAACCCCCAGAUGAACCAAUACGUCUCUGAGAAGGAUAUAUGA
Postia placenta MAD-698-R-SB12 is the source of this 1311-nucleotide messenger RNA. RefSeq lists its product as hypothetical. The coding region runs from base 1 to 1311 and encodes 436 amino acids. Lineage: Eukaryota; Fungi; Basidiomycota; Agaricomycetes; Polyporales; Adustoporiaceae. Gene Ontology annotation, molecular function: ATP binding; protein serine/threonine kinase activity. The record is from RefSeq and is a predicted model, not a curated record. The transcript is spliced from 9 exons. Gene Ontology annotation, biological process: intracellular signal transduction; peptidyl-serine phosphorylation.